CACCCCGGAGUCAUGGUGAGCGAGUCCUCAGGGUCGGGCGCCGGCGCCCCCUGGCGGCGACGAGACGAGGCGCUGCGCGUGAACGUGGGCGGCGUGCGGCGGCGGCUGAGCGCACGCGCCGUGGCGCGCUUCCCGGGCACGCGGCUGGGUCGCCUGCAGGCCGCGGCGUCCGAGGAGCAGGCGCGGCGCCUGUGCGACGACUACGACGCGGGGAUACGCGAGUUCUACUUCGAUCGGCACCCGGGCUUCUUCCUGGGCCUGCUGCAUUUCUACCGCACCGGCCACCUGCACGUGCUGGACGAGCUGUGCGUGUUCGCCUUCGGCCAGGAGGCGGAUUACUGGGGCCUGGGCGAGAACGCCCUGGCCACGUGCUGCCGGGCGCGCUACCUGGAGCGGCGCGUGGCGCGGCCUCGCGCGUGGGACGAGGACAGCGACACGCCGAGCAGCGUGGACCCGUGCCCGGAUGAGAUCUCCGACGUGCAGCGCGAGCUGGCGCGCUACGGCACGGCGCGCUGCGGCCGCCUGCGCCGCCGCCUGUGGCUCACCAUGGAGAACCCGGGCUACUCGCUGCCCAGCAAGCUGUUCAGCUGCGUCUCCAUCGGCGUGGUGCUCGCCUCCAUCGCCGCCAUGUGCAUCCACAGCCUGCCCGAGUACCAGGCCCGGGAGGCCGCGGCCGCCGUGGCCGCCGUGGCGGCGGGCCGGAGCGCCGAGGAGGUGCGCGAUGACCCGGUGCUUCGGCGGCUCGAGUACUUCUGCAUCGCCUGGUUCAGCUUCGAGGUGUCGUCGCGCCUCCUGCUGGCGCCCAGCACGCGCAACUUCUUUUGCCACCCGCUCAAUCUCAUCGACAUCGUGUCGGUGCUGCCCUUCUAUCUCACGCUGCUGGCCGGGGCGGCGCUGGGCAAGCAAGGCGGGGCCGGCGGCGAGGACUUGGGGGACCUGGGCAAGGUGGUGCAGGUCUUCCGUCUCAUGCGCAUCUUCCGCGUGCUCAAAUUGGCGCGCCACUCCACCGGGCUCCGAUCGCUGGGUGCCACGCUCAAGCACAGCUACCGCGAGGUGGGCAUCUUACUGCUAUACCUGGCCGUGGGUGUGUCAGUGUUCUCCGGCGUGGCCUACACUGCGGAGGAGGAGGAGAACGUGGGCUUUGACACCAUCCCGGCCUGCUGGUGGUGGGGCACGGUGAGCAUGACCACGGUGGGUUACGGGGAUGUGGUGCCGGUGACAGUGGCUGGCAAGCUGGCGGCCUCGGGCUGCAUCCUUGGAGGCAUUCUGGUGGUCGCGCUCCCCAUCACCAUCAUCUUCAACAAGUUCUCCCACUUCUACCGGCGCCAGAAGGCUCUGGAGGCAGCUGUGCGUAACAGUGGCCAGCGGGAAUUUGAGGACAUCCUGAGUAGCAUGGAUGGGGUGUCUGAGGCGUCGCUAGAGACAUCCCGAGAGACCUCACAGGAAGGACGGUCUGCAGACCUGGAGAGCCAGGCCCCCAGCGAACCUGCCAAGUCUCAGAGUUAUUAAAACCAUAGUUCUGCAUCCCCGGUCCACAGCCAGCUGGAACCCAGCAGAGCCCUCCC
This is a messenger RNA of Dipodomys ordii (Ord's kangaroo rat), 1565 nucleotides long. RefSeq names its product potassium voltage-gated channel, modifier subfamily S, member 1 (gene Kcns1). Gene Ontology annotation, molecular function: delayed rectifier potassium channel activity; protein binding. Gene Ontology annotation, cellular component: membrane; voltage-gated potassium channel complex. Gene Ontology annotation, biological process: protein homooligomerization; potassium ion transmembrane transport; regulation of delayed rectifier potassium channel activity. NCBI's taxonomy places the organism in Eukaryota, Metazoa, Chordata, Mammalia, Rodentia, Heteromyidae. The transcript has 2 exons. The record is from RefSeq and is a predicted model, not a curated record. The coding region runs from base 13 to 1509 and encodes 498 amino acids.